Molecule: messenger RNA, 3501 nt
Organism: Hemibagrus wyckioides
Lineage: Eukaryota; Metazoa; Chordata; Actinopteri; Siluriformes; Bagridae
Product: proprotein convertase subtilisin/kexin type 5
Exons: 16
Coding region: 114-3062 (982 amino acids)
Source: RefSeq, a predicted model, not a curated record
CGCUGUAACUGGUGUACAGAAGCAGGGUUUGUUAUGAAGCCGGAGCGCUGGCUUUAGCACACACCGCAUCGCACCGACCCGCUGUGCAAAGCCGAGAUUUCUGCGCACUGAAAAUGCGUUUUCGGGCUCCGCAAAAAAUGAAUGCGGUUUUCAGGCAGCUUUUAUUAUUACAGCUGAGUUGCCUUUUCAUUUCUGUACAAGCAAAGGUGUCGUCCGUGUCGUGUCCCAGCGGUCAGUUCGCUUUUAAAAACCGCUGCGUCUCGUGCCAUCCCACCUGCGCCGAGUGUGAGGGCCAUGAACUCUUCCAGUGUACCGCAUGUGGAUCGGAUGAGGACGGAAGGGAGCGCUUUCUAUACCAGGGCCACUGCAGAGCCCAUUGCCCGCGGGAGUUCUACACUGACCGAGAACAGUACACCUGCCUGCCCUGCAUUGCCAACUGUGAGAUCUGUGUGGAUGGCAACAUCUGUGCCAAGUGCAGGGAAGGAUAUAAAGUCCAGAGUGGAAUCUGUCUGCCAGUGCCCUGUGGUGUGGGUCAGGUCCAGGAUCCAGACUCAGGAGAAUGCAUUGAAUGUGAGACCGGCUGCAGCACCUGCUCUGCUGAUGACCCAGAGUACUGUAACAGCUGCACAGAUGGCUACUUCCUGUACAGACACCAGUGUCGCCAGCACUGCCCUCAGAGGAGCUACAAGGAGCCAAGUAGGGGUGUGUGUCUCAGCUGCCCAGAGUCCUGCUUAGACUGCAGGAGUGAGACGCUCUGUCUAACCUGUCAGCCGGGCCACUUCCUCCACAAUGGUGCCUGUGUGAAUGAGUGUCCCCAGGAUAUGUUUAGAGAUGCCAGAGGAUGGCGCUGCCAGCUCUGUCAUUCCUCAUGUCUAACCUGCCAUGGCCCUGGAGCAAGAGACUGUGACAGGUGCAAGGGCUGGAAUCGUCCCAGUUAUGGGAGGUGUCCCAUCAUCAGCUGCUCUGAGGGCCAAUACUUUGAUAGUGGGAUUCAUGAGUGCCGAUACUGCGAUGCGUCCUGCAGGACAUGCUAUGGUCCAGCAGCACAAGACUGCACCACCUGCGCAACUGGGUACAUGUUGGAGCAGCAGGUGGCAGUGUGUGUCCAGCACUGUCCAUUAGGUUUCUAUGGGAACAGCUCCAGUCAUCAGUGUGAGAGGUGCUCGACUAACUGUGAGACAUGUGACAGUGGAGACCAGUGUUUGAGCUGUCAGAGUGGUUCAUAUCAGCUCUUUCUGUUCCAGGGCAGCUGCUGGUCAGAGUGUCCAGACGGUUAUUUUGAGACAGCAGAGGGGACGUGUGAGCCUUGUGAUGACCUCUGUUUGACCUGUGAUGGGAGCAGAACUCAGUGUCUUGCAUGUAGAGAUGGUCGUUUCCUGGAAAAUGGCAUGUGCAGAGAUAACUGCUCAGUGAGGACGUAUGCUGCUGAGGAUGGCACAUGCAGGCGCUGUGGCCCUCACUGUGACACCUGCGCUGAUAGCAGUACAUGCACUAGAUGUACUUUUCUUUACCUGCUUUUGAAUGGCCUGUGUAAAGCCAGCUGUCCAGAGGGUUAUUUUGAGGACUUGGACCAGGGUGUGUGUGUGCAGUGCCAUGAGUCAUGUGCUACGUGCUCGGGGCCUCUCUCUGAUGACUGUGAGAGCUGCUCCACUUUGGCUCCGAAGCUGUAUGAAGGCACAUGUGCAGAGGAGUGCCCCGCUGGCACCUACUACCAGACUGCCAGCAUGGAAUGCCAGGAAUGCCACCAGACAUGUGCACUGUGUACAGGUCCAGAGCCCACCCAGUGCACUCAGUGUGUGAAAGGUCUAGCCCUCGACCCCAACACCAUGAUGUGUGGUGUGACCGGAGACUCAGACUGCCCACCCAGAACCUUCCUCCACACCAACCAGUUCACAUGCCAGGCAUGCCAUCAUCACUGCCAGUCCUGUGAGGGACCUGAGCCUACAGAUUGCCAGACAUGUGCCCUGCCCCGAUAUCUCCAUAAUAGCUCGUGUCUGACUGAGUGUACACUAGGCACAUACAGCGCUCAUGAGGAAGCUGAUGGCAUUGAGCUGGGGUUCUGUAUGCCUUGUGAUCAUGUAUGUGCCACAUGCACUGGAGCAUCUCCUAAAGACUGUCUGAGCUGCUCUCCUGGUUACUUCCACCUGCUCUCACACUUGUGUGUGCGCCAUUGUCCUACAGGGUACUACAGUACAGGUCUGCGCUGUGAGAAGUGUCAUGUAUCCUGUGAGAUGUGCUCAGGCCCGGGACUGGAUGCCUGUCUGGUCUGUGUCCCACCUCUGCUGGAGCUUCAGGGCACCAAAGUGUGUGUGGAGCACUGUCCUCAACGUUUCUACCAAAGCACACACACCUGCACGCAGUGUCACACUAGCUGCAAGAGCUGCUCAGAUAACACACCUCAGAGCUGUCUGACGUGCGACUGGGGCAGUAUUUUACAGGAAGGGGUGUGUUAUCCUCGCUGUGAAGAAGGACACUACUAUUCUCAAAAUGAGGUGUGUGAGGCCUGUGAUGAAUCCUGUAAGCACUGCUCUGGACUCGGACCUGAGAGCUGUGUGACGUGCCGCUCGGGUUUUGGACUACAUGCUGUGAGCCGGCGCUGUGUGGUUUGCUGCCAGCCUGAAGAACCUGCGAAGAACUGCUGCCUCUGUCACUCAGCUUCAGCUUUGUGUUUGGAGGCUUCAGCACCUAACCAGGCUGAGGAUGAGGAGAUGAAUCUGAGGUCCCGGGUAUACCAGCACACAUCUGCCGCCCUGCCUGCUGCUCUGAUUUUGGCUGUGGUCCUCACGCUCGUCAUCUUCGCAUUGGUGCAGGCCCGUGCCAGGAAGAGGCUGUGCUGGAAGCAAAGUUACGAGAGGCUGAGCGGGACAGCGGGUACCAGGCCCGAUCCACGCCCCAUGCCCCACGGAGUGCCCGAGCCAGAGGACAGUGGAGAUGAUGCAGACGUCGUGUACACGAGUCGAGACGGAUCCGUCUAUCGCCGUUACGGAUUCGUGCACAAACCCGAGCCUGAGGAAGAGGAGGUGGAUGAAGCCAACGAGAACACGCUCCUCAACCGAGCAUGAAGAGGCCGACCCUUGAGUUUGUAAUGCAGAGUUCUGAAUUUUAUAUUUUAAUUGUUUACUUUUUUUUCAAGGAAAUGAAGGUUAGCACGCAGCAUACAUGUUUUCUCAUUGUAAAAUAUUUUCUCUGUAAGUAAACACAUAUAAUGCACCUGUUUUGUAUCUGAGAAUGAAUGGUUAGUUCAUCUUUUUUAUAGUGCAGUAAAAUUGGAUUGUGUAAAUAAGGAACUGUCAGUUGAAAAGCUAAAACUCACCUGUGAUUUCCAACAAAAUCUAAAGGAAAUAUUUUGUGUAACUCUUUGUGACUGUAGGUCCAUGCUCUAACGUCUCUCUUGGACGAAAAUAUGCAAGUUUAUCAUGUGGCAUGUUCCAUUUUGUAAAUAUAGCUGUAUUUCCUGUUGUAACGAAUCAUUUGUAAUGUUCUAUUUGUAUAAAUAAAACG